GUAAACAAAACCAGACCAGCAAGAGAAGGGAAGUGGCUCGACAUUUGGAAUUAUUGGUGUCUUUUUUUACGUAAAACCUUCCAAAUUAUCAGUAACAAUAAUGUAAAAAAUAUGUAAUCCAAAUAUGAAGUAUCCUCUCCAGUCUGCAGAAGAGGGCAAACGUUGGUAUUUUAUAAGCGUAAUGCAUGGGCGCAGUCAUAGCUUGUACGUUAGCGAGGAUGGUAGCCGAAAUUGUAGCUUUUAGGCAUCGCUAAGAUGUCAAAUUAGACACACUAGAUGAAUGAGAAUACUUUAUAUGCUGGCAAAUUAUCCGGCAUUCAUCUUACUUAGUGAAGGUAACGCAACAUUGGACUCCUGUGAGACGAGCCAUCGUGAUGAGCACAAAGAGAUUGGGCAACUUUGAGGUGCUGUGUGAGUGGUCUUCGUGCAGCUACAGAGGACAGAGCAUGGAGGAGCUGAGUGAUCACAUGGCUCUUCAUUUGAGGGAGUACCUGGGAGACAAGGAUACUCUGGAGGAGCUGGAUGAGUAUGCCUGCCUGUGGAAGGGCUGCGAAUUCCUCUCCAUGGGCAGCCCCGCAGAGCUGGAGGUCCACGCUUACUUCCACAACUACCACGGCAAGCUGAAGUUUGUCGGCUCCCAGCUGCUCAAGUCUCGCCCCGACCUGCCUAGCUGCAACCAAGCCGCGCACAGCAACAACCUGCUACCAGAGGGAUCUGACAGGCACGUUUGCCAGUGGGAGAACUGUGAUAGUACAUUUAAUAAUCCUGAGUGGUUCUACCGCCAUGUGGACAAUCAUGUUGAAAGUGCCGAACAGCAGUCUGUCUCGCAUCAACAGCAGGCUCUCUUCUGCCGCUGGUCAGGCUGUGAUGCCUUCUUCAAGAUCCGCUAUCGUCUGCGGGAACACAUGCGCAGCCACACCCAGGAGCGACUGGUGGCCUGUCCCACCUGUGGCAGCAUGUUCUCCAGCAACACCAAGCUCUUUGACCACCUCCACAGGCAGGCCGAGCCCAUGGAGUCCCUGGUGUGUGAGCACUGUGGCAAAGCCUUUUCCAGUGAGAGACUUUUGAGGGAUCACGUGCGUCAGCAUGUGAAUCAGGUCAAGUGUCCUUUCUGUGACAUGACUUGCACCACUGUAGCCGCUCUGAAGAUCCACAUCAGGUUCCGUCACUGUGAUGAGCGCCCCUUCCCUUGUGACUUCUGUGAUAAAAGAUUUAAGAACCAGCGUGACCUCCAGAAGCACACAGACGUCCACAACGAGGGCUCGGUGUUCCACUGCUCCGUCGAGGGCUGUGACUAUUCCUGUCAGACAUUCCAAACCAUGAACCAUCACUUCAAGAGAGUGCAUGAGGUUGGGGGGAUGUCCAAAUAUAAAUGUCACAUAUGUGACAAGGUGUUCUCCUGGUGUUAUACGCUCACUCUUCAUCUGCGAAAGAAGCACGAGCUCAAAUGGCCCUCAGGACAUUCACGUUUCAGAUACAGAAAGGAUGUGGACGGCUUCCUGAAGCUGAACAUGGUGCGUGUGGAGACGGUGGAAGUGACCAAGGAGAUCAUGAAGAACAUGGCGAAGAAACCUCCCAGCCUCCGUAAAAGCCAGAGAACCCGCAGCGAGAGAGCCGCCGCCACGCCCGAGAUGGGACACACCUCUCAGACUUCCUCUUCAUCCGCCUCAUCCUCCGCCUCCUCUUACUCCUCGGAACAGUCCGGCGGCGAGGACCCGUCGGUCAGCCCCCGCAGAGGCGGCGACUCACCCGUCUACUGUGUCAUGAGCACCAUCCCCCACAUCGAGGAUGAGGUUGGCGGGGCCGCGCAGGAGGACUGUGACCCCGGGGGCACGUCUGGGGCUGUGCAAGCACUGACGAUGGUGGCAAGGGGUCUGGGCAUGGACGUGGUGUGACCAACGCAGCAACGCCACUUUAUUACAACCAGAACAUUCCUUGUGACGAACGUUCCGCCUUCUUUCCCAAUCUAUGCGACACUACUUAAAACUGACUUUUUAAAGUUUUACAUUAAUUUUAAUGAACUCAAUGUUUACUUGAAUUGCUAUUUUUUAAAUAAAACCUGCUUCUGUUGCUUUUAUAUUUACACUUGGCAGU
This is a messenger RNA of Dunckerocampus dactyliophorus (ringed pipefish), 2094 nucleotides long. RefSeq lists its product as uncharacterized. Lineage: Eukaryota; Metazoa; Chordata; Actinopteri; Syngnathiformes; Syngnathidae. The record is from RefSeq and is a predicted model, not a curated record. The coding region runs from base 375 to 1895 and encodes 506 amino acids. Gene Ontology annotation, biological process: regulation of transcription by RNA polymerase II; anatomical structure development. The transcript has 9 exons. Gene Ontology annotation, molecular function: DNA-binding transcription factor activity, RNA polymerase II-specific; RNA polymerase II cis-regulatory region sequence-specific DNA binding.